UACCUCAUUUUUCGAAAUGUUUGACUUUUUUGGAAUUGGUCGGAGAAUGUUCCUUGAAUCAGGGAAAUUUCGAGUAAUGAGAUGCGGGAUUGGCACAUUUGUAAUCACUCUAUAUUUGAUCUACCUUUCGUUUCUUGCAUAUCAAGUUGCUACCGAUAAUCCUAUGAUACAAAUAUCUUAUGAAUAUUUAGAAAAGCUCAGAAUUCCCGAUAUCGAAAUCUGUGGUAGUUACAGCGACGUCCAGAUAUCUAGAUGUGUUUUCACAUGGGAUGACUGGAGUUCAACAGCAUUUGAAAACUGUGCUACAGAAGACUAUUCGUUUUUACGUACGGACAGUGACCAUACAAAAGAUAAUCAGUUCUGCUAUCUUUUUUCCACCAAUAGCACAUUCUUUUACGGAAAUGCAGACAAAAAACCCAAGGGCCCUUGGGUACGAAAUAUCGAUUUCUAUUUCAAAAUAACAAAUAUUUCUGAAGUUACUUCGCAUUUCGUAUCCGUAGGGACUAUCUCAUGCCAAUUAAUGGAUCCAGAAUUUAAUCCAUUAUGGAAUGUGGUCGCAAAGAAUCCAGCCAACGAACGUGUGGAACAAGAAUUCCGGCUACAAAUAAAUGCAUUCUCGGGCAUUCAAAAUACGUCGACUACGGUGUCUUUCAGGAAGAUUUCAUUUUUAUCCAUUUUAGCUCACGACCUUUCCUCUGUUUUUGGUCUGAAGCCUAAUUACGACACCACGCCCUAUCUGAAUUCAGCAUCAAAAUAUUUUCCACUGCAUCCAAGUGAAAACUUCACAUUAGACAGUCUUACAGGUCAUUUUAGUGUUUCCCCAGGUAGCUUUCUCCAUGAAGUACAGUCUGAAAAGCGUACGCACACUAUUUUCGGAUCUCUUGGAGUGGCUGGCGGCGCUAUUGGAUUAAUCGGUGGAAUUUAUGUGCUGCUCUUUGGACAUCCAAGACGGGAUCCUUGGGGUUUAAUGCAUCGAGUGUUAAAAACAGAAAUAAAAAAAGAAAACUUAAGGAAUCUUCCAUUCGUCUCUGAUGAUAUCAUCAUUGAUGAAGCACUUUCUACCGAACAAAAAGUAGAAAUGUUAGAUAAUAAAAUCCGAGGAUUGGAGACGAUCUUGGAGGAUUAUAUAUUUAAUCCAACUACCCUAAAACAGCUAGGAAAGCGUCAAAUAGAUAGCGGCUAA
Messenger RNA from Acaulospora morrowiae, 1183 nucleotides. NCBI's taxonomy places the organism in Eukaryota, Fungi, Glomeromycota, Glomeromycetes, Diversisporales, Acaulosporaceae. The record is from the annotation of a GenBank genome assembly.